CCUCUUUGUUGUGCCUUGCAGAUCAUGGAGUCUGUCACCAACCAGAGUUCUCGGAAAUCAGGUGAUGAGACUGUCUCUACCUCACCUGUAUUGGUGAAUGGGUUUACCCCCCCCAUUGCGGUCAGUGGUGACAAUCCAUCAAUGCCAUGGUUUGGGAUGGAUAUAGGAGGGACUCUGGCAAAGCUAGUAUAUUUUGAGCCAUGUGAUGAUCACGGAAGAGAUGAGGCUGAAACUGUCACCAACAUCCGAAAAUACCUGACAAGGAAUGCUGCUUAUGGUAAAACAGGACACCGAGAUGUUCAUCUGCAGAUGGAUCAAGUUUGCAUUGGAGGACGACAUGGAAGCUUACAUUUUAUCAGAUUUCCAACAACUGAGAUGAGUGAGUUUGUGACACUUGCCAAGAGAAAAGGAUUGGCACAAAUGGCUCACACUAUAUGUGCAACUGGUGGUGGUGCCUAUAAAUAUGAGGCAGAAUUUCAAAAGGAAGUUAAUCUAGUCCUGCAUAAAUUUGAUGAGUUGGACUCCCUCAUUAGGGGACUUCAGUUCAUUGAGGAGAAUAAUGAUCAAGAGGUAUUCUAUUAUUCAAAUCCACGUGAUCCAGCAACAAACUCCAAGGUGGUCUAUGACUUCUCUGAUCCCUAUCCUUUCCUGGUGGUCAACAUUGGUUCUGGUGUAAGUAUCUUGGCUGUGCAUGGACCAGAAAACUACUCACGGGUCUCGGGAUCCAGUUUAGGAGGAGGAACCUUCCUAGGUCUCUGCUGCCUUCUCACGGGGUGCUCAACAUAUGAGGAGGCCAUUGAACUUGCUGAAAAAGGCGAUAGUCAUCGUGUUGACAAGUUGGUCAAGGACAUCUAUGGUGGUGAUUAUGAACGCUUUGAAUUACCAGGAGAUCUUGUUGCAUCAAGCUUUGGCAACAUGCACUGUGUGGAUAGACGAGCCAAUGUCACCAAGGAAGACCUGGCAAGAGCGACAUUGGUUACUAUCACAAACAACAUUGGCUCUAUUGCCAGAAUGUGUGCCAAGAAUGAAGGCAUUGAGAGAGUUGUGUUUGUGGGAAACUUCCUUCGCAUCAACCCGAUCUCAAUGGAGCUCCUGGCGUAUGCUAUGGACUUUUGGUCUGCUGGGCACCAGAAAGCCCUCUUCCUUGAGCAUGAGGGGUACUUUGGAGCUGUGGGCUGCCUUUUGGAGUUGAUGAAGCCCCCAUCGAUAAGAAAAUCAAGAUCUCAAAUAUCUCAUACACAUCAAUGCUAUUAGCCUUGAAGGAUGAUUAGUAUCAAUGAUGAAGACUCCUACAUCCAUCUCUUCCAUCAACCUUAAAGCAAUCCAACUGA
Messenger RNA from Darwinula stevensoni, 1331 nucleotides. NCBI's taxonomy places the organism in Eukaryota, Metazoa, Arthropoda, Ostracoda, Podocopida, Darwinulidae. The record is from the annotation of a GenBank genome assembly.